CCCGCGCCCUUGGCCGUGGUCUUGGUGUCCGCCGACCGCAGCGCCCAGGAGAUGCACGACUUCCUGCGCCAGCUGCCCGGCGCCUGGCUGGCGCUGCCCUUCCACGACCCCUGCCGGCUUGAGCUGAGGACCAGGUACCACAUCACAGCCACCCCCAAGCUUGUGAUCCUGAAACCCAGUGGGGAGGUCAUCACCUACAAAGGGCGCAAGCAGAUCCGGGAGCAGGGGCUGGCCUGCUUCCAAAACUGGGUGGAGGCCGCUGAAGUCUUUCAGAACUUCUCCGGGUGAAGCAGGGGGUCUCCAGGGAUCAGGACAGGAGUGGGACACACCAGCUGCUGCGGCAAGAACUUGGGAGAAGGGGCAGGUGGCUCAGUGUGUGUCAGAGCAGCGCCAGCUGCCAGGGAAACGGCUCAGCGUGCCCUCCGCCUGCUCCCGAGCCUGCCUAUAGCUGCUUUUAUUCUUAGCGUGGCUUUCUCCACUUGCACUUAUCUGUGUUUGCACCGAGCUAUUGGAAAUCUAUGCAAAACAUGUACUGACACAGGCUCUUCACGUAAUGUAUUAAUUGAUAUAUUUUCUAGAGAUCUACUUAUUGUAAGGACAUACUUUCACGUGUGCAUUUAUUACUAAAGUUUGCAGAAUCCAUAUGCUUUAAUAAACCUGUUUCCUCCAGA
Miniopterus natalensis is the source of this 671-nucleotide messenger RNA. RefSeq names its product nucleoredoxin like 2 (gene NXNL2). The record is from RefSeq and is a predicted model, not a curated record. NCBI's taxonomy places the organism in Eukaryota, Metazoa, Chordata, Mammalia, Chiroptera, Miniopteridae. Gene Ontology annotation, biological process: visual perception; sensory perception of smell; photoreceptor cell maintenance.